CUGAUUUUGACAAUCAUAAUAAUUUGUCAUUCAUUUUUAGUUUUCGUAUUUUUCAAACCAAAUGAAUCAAAUUGUAAACAUUUAUUGUAACGUCAAAUGAUAUAUAAAUAAAAAUCAUACGAUCAUCUAGAAGAUGGUGAGAUUAUUAAAUAAGAUAUGGAAUUUUAAUUCAUGUGCAUAUAAUAUAAGGAUACUCAAAAGUAGUUCUUUUAGACGCUGUUCUAGCUCUACUAACGAUGUUGAAGCUGUUGACAUGUCAAGAAUAAGAAAUUUCAGCAUAGUGGCACAUGUUGACCAUGGUAAAAGCACCCUAGCUGAUCGGUUGCUUGAGUUAACCGGAGCUAUAAAACCGGGCAACGAAAACAGCCAAGUCUUGGACCAACUUCAGGUGGAGAGGGAAAGGGGCAUAACUGUUAAGGCUGUAACAGCAUCUUUGAAUUACAAAUACAAGAAUGAAGACUAUCUUUUGAAUCUAAUAGAUACCCCCGGACAUGUUGAUUUUUCCAAUGAGGUGGUUCGUAGUGUAAAAGCAUGUCAAGGAGUAAUAUUCCUAGUAGAUGCAAAUGAAGGUGUUCAGGCUCAAACCGUUGCGGUUCACUCUCUUGCAAAAAGAAACAACUUAAUUAUAAUACCCACACUUAAUAAAGUUGAUUUGCCAAGAGCAGACCCGGAAAAUACAAAAUCGCAGUUAAAAUCUCUAUUCAAUAUAGACCCUGAUACCGUAUUAAGUAUAUCUGCGAAAAAAGGAUGGGGAGUGCAAGAGUUAUUGGAAGCUGUAAUUACGAGAAUACCACCACCCAAAGCUGAUUUAAACAAACAUUUCAAAGCCACAAUAAUAGAUACAUGGCAUGAUAAAUAUAGAGGUGUAAUGUGCUUGGCCUAUAUUGAAUCUGGUUCAAUUGAAGUUGGGCAGACAGUGAAAUGGAGGUCAGAUUUGAAGCAGCAUACGCUGAAGUAUUUGGCGCUGUUACGACCGAAUGAGGAACCUAUUGAAAAGGCUGUCGCUGGGCAAGUAGUAAUGGUGGGUUGCGGACCUAAAGGCGGUGGAUCCGUAGGCGAUGAACUGCUAUCCCUAGAAUCAGCUGAAGAAACAAAAGUAGCAUCGGCUCCAACAGUUAAACACAUGGUUUACGCUGGAAUAUUCCCUUCAGAUCAGUCCCAACACACGCAGCUCAGUGACGCUAUCAAAAAAUUGGCUUUGAACGAUUCAGCAGUCAGCGUCAAUGUAGAUUCUAGUCCAGCUUUAGGUCAAGGAUGGAGAAUCGGAUUCCUGGGACUUUUGCAUCUGGACGUAUUCACGCAACGCCUUUUGCAGGAGCAUAAGGCCGAAGCUAUUCUGACUGCUCCGUCCGUGCCUUACAAAAUAAAAGUGAAAGGCGCUAAAGCUAUAAAACAGUAUAAAGGUGAAGAGGUAAUCAUCACGAAUCCCUUACUAUUGCCGGAUCCUCAUAACAUCGUCGAGUACUACGAGCCAUACGUGAUUGGCACAAUAAUCACUCCAGUGGAAUACAUCGGUGCUGUAAACACACUUUGUGUGGAUCGACGGGGUACCCCCCUCCCGUCAAGUUCUGUCGACGAAAAGAUGACAAUGAUGCAGUUUAUCUUACCACUCUCCGAAGUCGUCAUAGACUUUCACGACACAUUGAAGAGUUUGACUUCCGGAUUCGCCAGCUUUGACUAUCAGGAUUAUGGAUUCCACUCGAGCUCUUUAGUAAGGAUGGAUAUACUAAUAAAUGGCGCUUUAGUGGAUGAACUAACAACGAUAGUGCAUACCAGCCGUUUAGAGUACAGCGCCCGCAGACUGACAACGAAACUCAAAGAAAUGAUCCCACGACAGAUGGUUCAGAUCGCCAUCCAGGCCGUUGUGUCUGGAAAAGUUUAUUCGCGGGAAACACUGAAGGCGUAUCGGAAAGAUGUAACCGCUAAACUGUAUGGUGGGGACGUGACUCGAAGAAAAAAACUAUUAAAACAACAAGCCGAAGGGAAAAAGAAGAUGCGGAGUGUUGCCAACAUUAAAAUACCACGAAACACAUUUGUAGAUGUACUAAAAAGAUAGUAUAUUUAGUACGUUAAUAUUUAGUGAAUAAAUUAAUUAUUAUUAGUG
Pararge aegeria (speckled wood butterfly) is the source of this 2104-nucleotide messenger RNA. RefSeq names its product translation factor GUF1 homolog, mitochondrial (gene waw). Gene Ontology annotation, biological process: positive regulation of translation. Gene Ontology annotation, cellular component: mitochondrion. Gene Ontology annotation, molecular function: mitochondrial ribosome binding; GTPase activity; GTP binding. The transcript is spliced from 11 exons. Bases 134 to 2056 code for a protein of 640 amino acids. The record is from RefSeq and is a predicted model, not a curated record. Lineage: Eukaryota; Metazoa; Arthropoda; Insecta; Lepidoptera; Nymphalidae.